Messenger RNA from Amblyraja radiata (thorny skate), 702 nucleotides. RefSeq lists its product as uncharacterized. Bases 62 to 673 code for a protein of 203 amino acids. Lineage: Eukaryota; Metazoa; Chordata; Chondrichthyes; Rajiformes; Rajidae. The record is from RefSeq and is a predicted model, not a curated record. The transcript is spliced from 2 exons.
GCCUCCGUAUACCUCUUGUGAUGAGGCAGCACAGUGUGAGCAAACCCUUCCUAUUUAUGAGAUGAAUCAGCUGAUAGUGAGCAGUGAUGUCCGCGAUGUGCAGUCACCUCCCACCUCACUCCAGCCACAGCACUUGGAUGCAGACGGGCACUCAUCUCUGAAUGCAGAAGUCCAGGUCCACAAAGACUCCGCAAACAACAGGGCAACAUGUUCCAGCUGGAGUGACAUCACGUUUUCUGAUGGAAACAGUGAAGGAGGGCACACGGGGGCACCUCUUGCCACCUUCCAAGAAGGCAAUGGAAUGAUCAGCCCAUCUUCCUCGGAAAACGUGUCCCCCCUCAGGUACAGGUCGGAGCACCCGAUUUCUUCCAGAAACAAAGGACAGAACCUCCCAACUAGGAGCCAGAGCGUUACCUUCAUUGAUGCAGGGUCCGGCGACGGGCCAAGACUCUGCGACCAGCCAGCUUCUAGCGCUGCUGGGAGUGAUCAGAGAGAUGUUGCAAGCAAUGAAAUGCCACUACCGUUUAAACUCGAACAAUCAACAACCAAUGAAGGUCAGAAGAGAGAGGAACUUGCAGAAGAUGAAAUGUGUUAUGGGAUUUAUGACAAAAGGAAUCAUAUAUUUGAGGAAUCCCACCAAGAAGAAUAUUGCUCCGAUGAAAUUCCCAUGUAACAUCCAAUAUCGCCUUCAAGAUGUUUUUA